UUUAGAAGGCGAUGGCAAAUACUAGCAGCCCAGACCGUGUUUGCGGGCGGCUUGUUCCUCAUGGCGGUGUUCGCGGCGAAGCCUGUGUUCCUCACGCCGCUUCAGGACGCGCCCCAUGCGACGCUGACGACCGGCGAUAUUAUGACGACGCUCAGUGCCGGCACACAGCCUGUGUUCCUCACGCCGCUGCAGGACGCGCCCCACGCCACGCUGACGUCCAACGAUAUUAUGAACACACUCAGUGCCGGCACACAGCUUGGCUAUGCACCCGACACGGACCCCUACAAAGCUAUCAUGGCGAAAGUGGCUGAGAAACUUAAUAAAAUGUACCUAUCCUAUACAAGUUUGAAAGGAAAAACUGUUUUGAUUUCAGAGUUUUUGACUGGUUCCACUGAACAAGAACUGAAUGAAAAAUUGUAUGAAAAGUCCAAAGGACAGGUGUUGAAACAUCACAUUAUUUGGAUCGUGUGGAAAGAAAAGGAGAACAAUACUUGGAAGUUCAGCAUUCGAUCCACAGAACUAGCCCACUUGGCUAAAGGGAACUCUACAGUGACAAGAACUCUUCCGCACAACAGACACCUCCUGAGUGGCUUUUUGGCAGUCCAGCUGGCGGUUUCUGAAGAGAUUUUGGCUGCGGAAAGCAAAGAAGGACGGAGGCACAAGAUAAAACUGCAAGCGAUGCCAAUAUCCCCUCUAAUGCGCAAGGAGGCGGUGCGACAGGCCAUGGUCUGGGUCCUUCUGUGCUUCACGGUGGCCUUCAUACCACCCGUCAUGGAGGUCUCGGAGCUGGUGGUCCAUGAGACCUCCAAGGAAUAUAAACGCGCCUUGUGCAUGCGUAACGUAGGCGCCGCGUGCGUCUACCUCGGCUGGCUGUCGUACCUCCACAUGACGUGCCUGCCCAUCCUCAUCCUCGCCACGCUGACGCUCAUACUCAUCUUCAGAUGGGUAUGGAUAUUCACCGCCUUCCUCUUCGUGGCUAUCUAUAUCACUGUGAUGGCUAUGACGGCGUUCAUCAUGUGUAUGUUUCAGAAUAAAUCCCACAUCGCCGCGAUCUGGUCCGCACUAUUCACGGUCCUGCAGCUGUUCCUGGCGGACCUGCUGGUCCACCAUGGUUUUGACGGCACCACCAGCUUCACCGUGGUGCUGCACAUACUGCUGCCGCCGCUGGGUCUAGUGCAUGGCUUCCAUCGCUUCGCCCUCCUGCAAACUGGACGUGAAGGCCUACAACACACCAAAGUAUACGAGAACGAUACUCUGAUCAUCUGGAUCAUCAUGAUCCUCGCGUAUUUCGGGGUGCUGAUGCUGCUGCAGCGCACGAUCGGGCAUGACCGCGCAGUAGGCGGCCAGGUGUCCUGGAGGUCCAUCAUCUUCAAGCAGGCUGAGGAUAAGAAUAAACUACGCGCCAUUAAGAACCCCCUUGGCAAUGAGCGGGACGCGCUUCAAGAAGUCGAUGAGCUGGUCGCCAAAGCUAUCUCUUUCCAUAACGUGACUAAGAGUGUUAUGGGCAUUGGGAUACUUCGGAGAGUCACUCUAGACGUGUACCGAGGCGAAUACACGCUGUUUUUCGCCGAAAAGAUUCAAGAACGUAUGCUGCUUAGGAUUGAGGAUCUAAUUACUGGUUUAACCCUACCGGAUGACGGUUCGGUGAACAUGUUGGGGAACGAUAUGGCUGCCCUUACAAAGGCGGACAAGCGCGUGGCGGCUAUGCAAGGCAUGCUGGGGUACUGCCAUCGCCUGGGUUUCCUUGUGGCUGAGCUGAGCGUGCAAGAAACUUUGCAGUUCUUUAUUCAGGUAUUAGCUCUAUGCCUCUGGGACCAAAGCGACGAAGAAAUCGAAGGUUACACUCUUAUCCACACUCCAAGAUUGUACAAAGAAUGCGACUUGCAAGAGGUUCGGGACGUGUAUGUGCGGAAUCUAGGGACCUACUACAAGGCGCAGCUGUGCUGGGCCAUCGCCAUGAUACUGGAACCACGCAUCGUAUUUAUACAAUCUUUUAUUGAUGGUGCAAAAUACAUCUCGGUGAUCAAUGACAAAAUAGUGAAAUACAGAACGCACCUGACGAUAGUAAAGAUCUCGUUCACGACAUCAGUGCUGGAGCAUGCGGAUCGUGUGUUCCUGUUUGACCGUAAAGUCCUCGUGUUCGGCGGCUCCCCGGCUUACAUGUUCUUUAAAUAUGGCCGAGAAUACAGAGUGCGUAUGACUUUUCGGGUCCGUGGAAGUCUCGACAACGAGAAAGUGGAAGAAUUGGUCGACCGAGCCAUUGAAAUGGGCGGACAGGUUCGCGCAUACGUAGGCACGCUUCUCAUACUGCGGCUGCCGACCAGCCCCACAGAUGCGACCGCAGAAUUCAUCAAAGAAAUCACUGAGAAGGCCAACUAUUAUGGAAUCACUUCGCUAAACAUCAGCCUGCCGGAUAGCGAGGAGAUUCAUAAAAGGGCUAUAAAUGAUUCAAGAAGGCAAAUUAUUAGUUAUACUGGUGAUGGUGGUUACACUAGCGCCGCUGAGCAAGCCCUAAGAGAAUUAACAAAACCGAAACUGUGGAAACGUAAGAAAUCCCCGUGCCUGACUAUAACCCUGCUAAAACAGACUCUGUGGAAAUACGUCUCUUUCUACAUACAUUAUAGAUUGUUUAUUAUCAUCACGAUACUAUCAGCAAUAGUGACAGGCGCCAUAAUCGGCGUGUUCCUCUCAUACCAACUGAACGAGAUGGAAACUAUUAUAUCCUCGUCUCGUUUGCUCGGUGAGAAGAUGACCGUAGAGACCUUGGAGCAAAGCACUACGCUUGUGCUUAAGGUGUACUACACGGAUGAUGCCAUCUCUCUCGCAACCGGGUUAGUUUAUAAGCGUCUAGGUCUGACCUAUGUCUUGUCCACUACCGGCGCUAGACCUGCGGAGACGCAAAACAUGUAUUACACCGCCUUACCGUAUACUGAGAGUUUGACAGAGUACCUGAUGCUGCGAGCUAUCGACUCCCCUCAGCACUAUGUUUACGCCUACGCGUACGGCAUGCACGUGAAGGACGAACGGGAAAUCCUAGAUAUCCACGUGUUAUACAGCCCGAUUCAUCACGACACCGCUGCAGCGGCGCGGUCCUUGGCCCGAGUGUACAUGGCCCUCUUGCGACAUUACACCAAGAAUCUUGAUGCGGAUAUUGAGGUUACAGAUGACCCGCUCGUGCUGGACUCUUCUCCGUCCCAGAAGAAAACAAAAGUCCCACCGCUCGUCAUACACUUCAUGUUGAUCAUAACCAUCGCACACAUAACCUUGCUGCCUACCAUGGAGCAUGGUCUUAUAAGGCACAUGCAGGUGCACGCAAUGAAUUUCUCCCCAGCUCGCUACUGGUUCUCUCUGUUCUGCUGCGACAUCACCCUCUAUUGGACCCUGGUGUUCAUCAUCACGACGGUUCUGUUCUGCGUCAUGUACUGGGUGGCGCCGGUGCAUUUCAUGCACAGGGAUUUGAUCGUGAUCCCAUUCAUGCUCAUAAUGUAUGGCUUUAGUUGCGUGCCGCAAGCAUACCUCUUCAGUUUGGGACCCAGUGGAGCUUUAAAUUCUAUGUCCUUCGUCAUAUUCAACAUCAUAUUCGGUGAAGCCUCAGUAAUAAGCCAGUUUAUACAAGGCGACGCGUUCACCUACGCCGAGAGGGCGCUCAGCCUCUCCCCGCAGUAUAACGUGGCCAACGCUUUCGUUCAGAUUACCAAGAUCUUUGUCUACAACAGCGAGUGCGUCAUCUUUAAUAACAAGAAGCUCUGCAAAUCGAAUGUACUGCAUAAAUGUUGCAAAAAGUGUGGAAUAAUGCAAGGCUGUUUCGAGCGCAUAUCCUAUCUGUCAAAAGCCGGCAUCCUCGACGAGAUUCUCUGGACCGUCUACCACUCCAUCAUCUUCAGCAGUCUCCUCAUCAUCUGGGAGUACAAGGUGCUCCAGCGGUUAUGGUACUGCGCUCGGGAACGCUGGUUUUCUCGGGAAGAACCUCCUAUAAUGAUGGAGGCGUCGGGAGGUUCGCAGGAGCGGUGGGACGUCGACGCGAAAAGUAGGCAGAUGAAGCAAAAAAGAAUUAGAAGGGAUAUAAAAACAGACACAUUCGGUGAAAACCUCUUAGUGAACAAUCUAUCAAAGAGAGUCGACGGAGCUUAUAAACUCUCCCGCAUAUCCUUCGGGAUUGGGAAGGGCGAGGCUCUGUCCCUCGUGGGGCAGUCUAUGGGAGGUCGGCUGGAGCUCUGUGAAAUAUUAGCUGGGUUUAAGAUGCCGAGUUCUGGGUCGAUCAGUGCUAUGUCGAGGUGGUCUCUCACGACCGAUCCACAUAUGUAUUCUCGCAACGUCGCGUUCAGCUGCUUCGAGUACUGCCCCAUGCCUCCGUGGAUGACGGUGUAUGAUUCCUUGUGGAUGAUGGCGGUGUUGCGCGGAAUCCCGCGGCAUUACGUCCACGAGGAAGUCUCCAAUCUCCUUGAUGCUUUAGAACUCGAUGAGGUGUCAAACGUGAACGUAUUCCGCCUGCACCAAAAUGAGAAGACGCGGCUAAACUUCGCCGUGGCCGUGAUCGGAGCGCCGCCUGUUCUCAUCCUGGACGAGUUCACGGCGUACCAGCAGUACUCCGUCGACCGCGCCAUGGUCUACAUACUCUACCAUCUGAGGAAGCAGGGACAGGCGCUACUAGUUAGUUCAGCUAGCAUCGAGAACCACAUGGCGGUGACGAACCGUCUAGGGAUCCUGAUCAACGGGCAGCUAGUCGACGUGGACCACAUAGACGCCCUGGUGGCGCGCUACAGCUCCAAAGGGUACACGGUGGUGGUACAUCUGAAGGACGAGGUCGAUAUACAAGCCAUAUUUAGUCGGCAUUUCGAGAGUUUCAGCGUCAACGAUGUGUCUGGUGUUUUAGCAAACGUGCAAGUGAAAGACUCACUAAACUACGCCGAGAUAUUCAGUAAAAUGGAGGAGUUGGUACAAGCAAACCAGACGGUAUAUUCCUACGUCAUCACAGUCACUGCCAUGGACUACGUUUACAACGACAUAUCAGAAGGCUAUAAGAUCCACAUCGAUCCUGACGAGUACUUUUGGCCUUGUCUAAAGCUCUUAGCAAGGAAGAAGAAGAAAGUACAUUUACAGAAGUUAUUGGAAUUGGAGAAGUUCCGGAAGAAGUAUGAUAUUACUUCGUUGAAGGGCUUGCCGUGGUCUGUGAUCUUUCGGAGAUAAUUCUAGAGCUUAUCUUUCAGUAGUGGCCUAAC
Molecule: messenger RNA, 5219 nt
Organism: Cydia amplana
Lineage: Eukaryota; Metazoa; Arthropoda; Insecta; Lepidoptera; Tortricidae
Product: ABC transporter A family member 4-like
Exons: 33
Biological process (GO): lipid transport; transmembrane transport
Cellular component (GO): membrane; intracellular membrane-bounded organelle
Molecular function (GO): lipid carrier activity; ATP binding; ABC-type transporter activity
Source: RefSeq, a predicted model, not a curated record